Molecule: messenger RNA, 1683 nt
Organism: Bacidia gigantensis
Lineage: Eukaryota; Fungi; Ascomycota; Lecanoromycetes; Lecanorales; Ramalinaceae
Exons: 1
Coding region: 1-1683 (560 amino acids)
Source: RefSeq, a predicted model, not a curated record
AUGUCUCAAUCAAGGGCUUGGCUUACCCAGGCAUCUCAAGGAUCAAAUAUAGAGCGAGCUGUUGAUGUCUACAAAGAGCGUUAUGGUCGUGUGCCUCCACCAUCUUUUGAUGUGUGGUACGAGUACGCAAAGAAUAGAUCCACAAUAGUCAUCGAUGACUACGAUUCGAUGUACGAUGACCUCUUUCCGUUUUGGGGUUUAUCACCCGCGGAAAUCAGACACCGAACUCAGCAGGCUAUUAGCGAUCCUUGGAAUGAUAUCACAGGUAUCGUCAUCCGCGAUGGCAAUGUGAGCGUAGGACCAAAUUUUAAACCAACCCAUCGGUGGAUGGUGGAAGGCUUCGAGGCAAUGAUGCAACAAUUUGUUCACUACAUCCCAGACAUGGACUUGGCGCUGAAUCUCAACGAUGAGCCCCGCGUUGCUGUACCUCACGAGGACAUGCGACGAUUCCUGAACUUUGCAGAACGGUUGGAGUCGUUGUCUGGUGAAUACAAGAGUGACUGGAGUGCUGAGCGAGCGAAAACCUGGGUAGGCAAUGACCAACUCCAGCCUACUCGCCCUUUCGGUAGCUGGCCUCGUAUGAACUCCUUUGAUCGCUCGACAAGUGGAUGCUCGCCGUCAUCGGCGGCUAGGAAGAUUCAUACCUGGGAUGCGAGCGCUGCAUGUCUCGCAUGUGCAGGCUAUCACUCGGAAGGUAGCUUCCUCAGCAGCUGGGCUUUGGCUGCUUCACCUUGCCAUCAGCCCGACUUACGAAACCUUCAUGGGUUCUACCUUAGCCCAGCAGCAUUCAAAACAUCCCACGAGCUACUCCCCAUAUUUUCACAAAGCAAAGUCGACGGCUUCUCGGACAUAUUGUAUCCUUCACCCUGGAACUAUAUUGAUAAAGUCAGCUAUUCCCCGGACAGCUCCACCUACCAAGAUCCUCCGUUUUCCGAGAAAUCUAACUCACUCUUCUGGCGUGGUGCUACAUCUGAAGGUGUUUCCCGCCAUGGCACCUGGAAAGGCAUGGCUCGCCAACGUCUCGUUCAUCUUGUGAACAAUUUGACUACUUCUCACCACUCUCCAGCCCUCCCGAUGCUCCUCCCUCAUCCUCGCAUCGAAGGCAAAUACUCCUACCAACUUCCCCGUGACCCGAUUGCCCAAUUGGACACCACCUUCAACGUCUCGUUCGUCAGCAUCGAACGCGCAUGGGACUCGGACGGUGCCGCUCAAGAGGCCGAGUUCGGUCUCGCGUCACCAACUGACUUCCAGGAGCACUGGCAACACCGCUACCUCUUCGAUACAGAUGGUGCAGGCUUCUCUGGGCGCUUCCUUCCUUUCUUGCAAUCACACUCCCUACCCUUCCGUAGCGGCAUGUUUCGGACAUGGUGUGACUCACGCUUGACGGCUUGGGCACAUUUCGUACCCAUUGAUAUAAGGUUCCACGGAUUGUUCAGCACGCUGGCGUACUUUACGGGCACGAAGGGAGAGAAGACGGCAAAGACAUUGAAGGGGAGAGUGGGUAUGGAGAGUAGAUUAAAGCAGGGGGAGCGGAUUGCGGAGGAAGGGAGAGAGUGGGCUGGGAAGGUGUUGAGGAAAGAGGAUAUGGAGGUUUAUUUGUUUAGGCUGUUGCUCGAGUGGGGAAGGUUGACGGAUGAUGCGAGGGAAAGCAUUGGAUUUGUUUUGGAAGGCGAGAAGGGAUAA